Molecule: messenger RNA, 1893 nt
Organism: Rhagoletis zephyria (snowberry fruit fly)
Lineage: Eukaryota; Metazoa; Arthropoda; Insecta; Diptera; Tephritidae
Molecular function (GO): zinc ion binding; nucleic acid binding
Source: RefSeq, a predicted model, not a curated record
AUGGAAUCGUUCAUUCGUUUGGCAGAGGCUAUAAUCGAAUUUGAAUCCGAUUUUAGCAGCACGCCACCUGCAGAGCAAAAUAAACAUGGUCUUGCAAUACAGCAAGACGAACUCCUGGAAAAUGAGUGUGGUAGCUUAAUAAAAAAGUUGCAGCGGGAUAUAAAUAAUUGCUUAUCGUCCCUAAACAGUCACCAAAUUAACGUUUCAAACUGGGACGCAAUUAUAGUCUAUCUCUGCUCCACCAAGCUUCCAGAAAGUACGCUGGCUCUAUGGGAACAAACCAUAGACCACAAAAAUGAUAUACCAAAGUGGGAGGAUAUGGACAAGUUCCUAUCCAACAGGUUUCAAACGUUGGAGACGUUAUCAGGCUUAAAAAAUUCCAAAGCUGUGAGAGCUACAAAGCCGCAACACACAACCAAAAUAGCAGAAGCCUCCCCAAAACGACUUGGCGUUUUCCAAGCAAGCGUGACCAAGUUCAUUUGUAUAAUGUGCCAGUCCAAUGAGCACAAGUUACGCAGCUGUUCCCUAUUCUUAAAGCUGACACCAUCUGAAAGAAUAGAGUUAAUGAAAAACAAUAACUCUUGCUUGAACUGUCUUAAGUCUGGACAUACUGUGUCAAGAUGCACNGCCUCCCCAAAACGACUUGGCGUUUUCCAAGCAAGCGUGACCAAGUUCACUUGCAUAAUGUGCCAGUCCAAUGAGCACAAGUUACGCAGCUGUUCCCGCUUCUUAAAGAUGACACCAUCUGAAAGAAUAGAGUUCAUGAAAAACAAUAACUCUUGCUUGAACUGUCUUAAGUCUGGACAUACUGUGUCAAGAUGCACAUACUCGUUUAAUUGCAGCAAGUGCCACUCCCGACACCACACGCUCCUGCUCCUUGAGACUGACCAGAAAAAGCCUACAGCGCACCAAGUGCCGGAAAGCUCAACUGGUAAUCCAGCAUCUUCAUCGAAGCAAGCACAAACAAAACGCAAGACAGGAAAACCAAAUUCAAAUGGGAACAAAAAUGUCAAGUCUUGUUUUGCAAAUUCAAAUACUGGUGUGCUCCUAGGAACAGCGCGCGUAAAUAUACAUUAUAAUGGAACCGAUUUUUCUGCAAGAGCUCUUAUUGAUUCCGGGUCUGAGUGUUCCUUUAUAACGGAAAGACUCAAACGCCGAAUCAACCUGCCAUCCAAAAGAUUGCAUGCCCAAGUUUCCGGCAUCACAAAUGCCAUAUCGGCGCAGGUCAAAGAAGCAUGCAAUAUAGAAAUACGGUCACCGAUUGACCCAUUAUUCCGGUCGACUACCACUGUGCUCGUCUUAGCACAACUAACUGGAAGUCUUCCAACUACCCAUAUUAGCGCUGUAACUAAACAAGCAUUCCCAGAUUUGGUUUUGUCCGAUAAAAGCGCUGUAACUAAACAAGCAUUCCCAGAUUUGGUUUUGUCCGAUAAAAGGUUCUUUGUUAAUGAGCAAGUGGACCUUGUGCUUGGAGGAGAUAUUUAUCCAGAAAUUAUUUUUAGCGGCUUGAAGAAAAAUGUACUUAAUACACUUCUAGCCCAAGAAACCGUGUUCGGUUGGAUAUUAACCGGCCGCACAGAUGCAACAAGUGCAACCAACCAUAUUGCUUCAUACUUUAGCGAAGCCGCCUUGGAUAAGCAGCUUACUGCGUUCUGGGGAGUAGAGGAUCUACCGAAGAGCAAAAGCCUAAGUGAGGAAGACAAGUACUGUAAGGAGCUGUACAAGAGUACAACUCAACGUACCAAAGACGGGAAAUAUGUAGUUUCGCUACCAUUCAGGCAGGAUUUUCCAGAGAAUGUUGGAGAUUAUAUAAAUACGUCUUCAACAGCGACAUCGAGAAGAUGUACCGGCAAAUUAUGGUGCAUGACAAUCAAACUAAGUUCCAGCGCAUAG